GAGGAGGGGAAGAGGAGGAGGAGGAGGAGGAGGAGGAGAAGGAGGAGCGGUCGCUGCUGGAGCCGAGGAGCCGGAGCCCGGCCCGACCCCGACCCCGACCCCGAUCCGCAGCAGUCCCGGGCCACAUAUCCAUGAGCUCCGAUUUCCAGCAUUAUACUUUCAGAAUGCCUAACAUCGGGUUCCAGAAUCUGCCUCUCAACAUAUACAUUGUGGUUUUUGGCACUGCGAUUUUUGUCUUCAUACUUAGUUUACUCUUCUGUUGCUACUUAAUCAGGCUAAGACAUCAAGCCCACAAAGAAUUUUAUGCCUACAAACAGGUUAUAUUAAAAGAAAAAGUAAAAGAGCUGAAUUUGCAUGAGAUCUGUGCGGUCUGUUUGGAAGAUUUCAAGCCCAAAGAUGAAUUGGGUAUCUGCCCGUGUAAGCACGCCUUCCACAGGAAGUGCCUCAUCAAGUGGCUGGAGGUCCGGAAAGUGUGCCCGCUGUGCAACAUGCCGGUCCUGCAGCUGGCGCAGCUGCACAGUAAGCAGGACCGCGGCCCCCCGCAGGGCCCCCUCCCCGGGGCCGAGAACAUAGUCUAGCCCCGCCCCCAGGACGCACUCGGGCACACGAUAUCGCGAAGAACCCCAGGCGGAGGGCCGCUCGCCCCCCACCCGGCCGCCCCGCACAGAUGCACCAGUGAUCCCCGGCCCUCCCGAAGAGCUGCUCCUUUGGGUCCCGAAGCCACCGGAAGCCUCGGCCGCCCUCCCACGUCCUGGCACGGAGGGCCCGCGGAUGGGGGGGGGGUCACCCCGCGUGCGGCCCCAGCCCCUGUGCCCGCCCAGAGUUUGCCUAGGAUAAGCAAGAGUGGGGGAGGGUAAGUGUGGCAGGAGGGACUGCGGGCUGAGCCUCGGGGGCUGGACCCCGGACCGCCAGGCCGAGCCCCCCCAGAGAGCAAGCGUGAAGCUCCCCGAGCGGAUGAGCCGGCCCGCCCCAGACCCACCGGCGCCCUGAUCCUGGAUCUCCGAAUCCCGUGGUUCCGGUGAAAGUCCGGAGCCGCUGCGGGCCGGAUUGGGCAAGGCCCCACGGCCCUCCGCACUGGAUUGUCACCGGUGGUCGGCAUUAAGGAGCCGGGGAAAGAGCGGGGGUGGUCCGCGCGGCCCGGCCAGGAGUCGGCGGGUUCUCACCGGGACUUCCGGCUGGCCCGAACUGAGUCACCGGACUUGGGGUGGCGAUAGCCGAGACCCAAGGGCUCAAGGGAGCGUCUGGACCGGGGCGGCGCCCUCCCCGAUGACUCAGUAAGCCUCCGGGAACUGGGCCGCCAGCGGAUAUACUAGUGACCGUGCGGUCAGAUUGGACCCCAGCGCCCCUGAAAGUCAGCCCCCCAAAAAGCACCUACCUGCCCGGUCCCAGGCUGGGCCCACAACCGUUCCCUGCCCCGCUUCUCCCCAAACCCCUCCGUUUGACCCCAGUUCUACCCAUCUCUUGUUCUGAUUAGUUUCCAGUUAGCUCUCAGGCGCUGCUCGGAAACCAGCCCCCGGCGGAGCCCCCGCUCCGAAUUUUAAAAAAUAUUUGAACUUGUAAAUAUUGUGUUGGGCAGCCAGGAUUAAGGAGGCCUCGGUUGUGUGUUUAGCUUUGUACUUGGCCCUGGAAACAUGAGCAAAAAGCGUAUUUAUAGAAGCCAGAGAUGGCUCUGUCUCUUGCACUCAGACUUUUGUAGACGUGACCCAAAAGUAGCUGAUCUUUGGGGGUACCAGAAUAUGUUGUAAGUUAGCUCUUAGAAAGAAGCGCACGGCCUCGCCGGCUCUUCCCGCAGCCCAGCCCAGCCCCUUCCCGGGCGAGGCCUUCCCGCCUUUAUCAUGUCCCCCACCCGCGGGAACACGGCAGCCAAGGCUGAACUGGAAGCAAAAGAUUUCAUCCUCGAGUGCUUCCCACGGCGCCCCCCUCCCCCCUCCCCACCACCCACUAGAAAUCAAAAAGGGAUUCCCACGGUUCGGGGGCUAGGAAAGGAAAAGGAUGGGAACUGCUGUUCUGGGGAGCGGCGGACUCCUCCCCACGUCUGAUCUGGGGGGUUCUGCCGGUCCUGUCCCGGUUCUUGAACAAGGGAGUGGAAGGGAAGGCUCUUUUUAUAGUAGAGCUUUAACCUGUUGGGCUCCAUGCUUAUUUUCUGAGCCAUUAAGGAAAGGAUACCAGUUAUAAGCACUCCCGCCUCCCCUCUGACUUAGCGCUUUCCUUGUCUGCAUUUCUGGCAGUCCUUAAAUGCCGGGAAACCAAUAGAUUCCCCUGAACUUGAUGAAACAGGUUUACAGUAAAAUAUUUUUAGUGACCAAUGUUAAAAGAGAAUAUUGGGCUUGUCUCUGGAUCUAUACAGUGUAGUUACAUUGUUUACAGCCUAGAAAUUUCCAGGAACAUGGAACAGCUUUGGAAUAAGUGCCAUUUCUUCCAUAGGGGGCCACGAUCAAAAUAAAAGGCAGAAAUCUGGGGACGGGUGAAGCUUUUAGCUUGUGCUCCCCGUCCCCUCCGACCCCGCUGUCUGAAGGACUACACCCUUGGGUGCUCUUGCUCUGCUGCUUUGAGUAGGGACCUCAGCAAGGGACUGUUUUUUUUUUUAAGGGCAAAACAUUUCAGUCCAAUAUCUCAAAUAUUCUUUCCAGCUGAAAGCCUGUUCAGACGUUGACUGUAUGAUUCCAACUUAGCUCCGCCCAACGAAGGCCAAAGUAGCAAAAUCAAAAUGUCUUCUCAUUCGCAGAUCGGACCGGAGUCCAAAUGGGUACAAAUGUCCCAACAGACUCCACCUGGUGUCCGUACUGUGUGUGUUUACACUGAUUAAGCAGAAAGUCCGAGCCGUCCCCACGAAUCCAUCUUGACAUUUGUCAAUACGCAAAGUGGAUGAUGUUGAGCAAGCGAUUGAUCGGAAGAAAUCUCGGCUCUGCUUCGUCAUCAGCUCCUGUGAUGGAGUUUGAGGACCCCGUGCCAAAAGCCAGUCACUUCUCCCGGUCCCUUAAGCCUCGUGACCCUGACCUAGCGGAGAAAGGAGGUAUAGAGCCCGUAGUCUUUGUGAGGGAGAGACCCUCUGGGCCCAGCCUUGCUCAAUGACCUCAGCCAGGGGCAUUCCCUGCUCCUUCCCGGACCGGUUCUGACAAAUACUAAGCGGACUGUGAUCGUGUGCUCGGGCCAGAACAACACAGAACGUAGGUGUAGGCGCCAGUGCUGAAUCCAAGAACGAGAAAGGAGGAAUGAGGAAAGAAUCCCUUUGAUCCCUGAAAUCAAUCUGAAAGCCCUGGAAGUCACUGGUCGCUCCCCAUCUCUUGGUGAAGAUCCAGGGGGAAGUUUAGGCCUUUGGGGACGUUGGCCUACUUAGCCAUCAGUGAUUUGUGUGUUUCUAACUGAAAUGUGAAGAAAGGAAGCUAAAAAAUUGGACUUUCUCGACCCUUCACCAACCACUCACUCGCCUCCUCCAGCUGCUGACCCGGAAUCUCUUGUACUCACUGGGGCUCAGGGACAGGACACAGGAACGCGGGGCCUUCGAUGCCGGGCCUGGGAGGCAGCUGGGGCCUUCCCCGCUUUCUUAGCUGCAGAAUCUGUAGCAUUUUCCACUUCCUCAGAUGAGACCCCCCCAGGAGGGAUUUAGGGACAGUGAAUAAACGAAAUGAAAGAGUAGCCAGCACCUCCUCCUCUGGCCGGCGUUGUGCUGGGCUCCCUGCCCUCUGAGGGCUUGUGAUCUAAUCAUGGAGCCCACCCCUGGAGAGUUCGGUCCAGAGUAAGAGCCCCCUCGUGUUUCCCUCAUGAGCCCCCCAUGACUAGGAUCUCCCCUGUCAGAUUGUUACCACGACCACGAUGAGACCGCUCCAUGACCUGCAGGGGUGGCCGGGGAUGGUCACUGUGCCGGCGGGCUCCCAGGGCCGCCCUCGCCCCUCGGCCUCCCCCCUCACUGCCCCAGCCCGGCCACGGCUCCCAGAGCUCUCCGGGCUGGCUGACCGUGAGCCAUCUCUCGGAGGGGAGCCCUUCCCGGCCGCGGUCAGUCCAUCCGGAACCACAGAAUCGCUCUUGAACCACAUUCCUUUCCAGCAAGGCAGAUCCUCGGUUACGACAUAAUGGAAUUCCUUGUUUCUAGACAAACGGAACCUUCCACUCCCUCCCUCACCCUGGCCAUAAAAGCUGAGAUUUGACCUUUUAAGUGCCCAAACAACCAGAGAUGGGACAUGGACUCGUCAGGGCCCUCCUGUGGCCCCGGGCCCAAGCCAGCCAAACCAUCCCCCUCCCUGACCGCCCUUGCUUUAGUCAGACCUUUUCCAUCCGUGCUGAGACUCAUUGAAACCUCCCCUUCUCAUCAGCUCCUUAGAGAAGAUGGAGCCCCAGGGGGCUUGGGGAGGAAAGGGUCCCAUGGCUUGUGCCGGGCUGCCCGAGACGGGUGCUCCUUCCCUGAGGAGGGGCCGGGUGGGGAGAGCCGUCUCCUUCUCCAGGCGGUGGGCUGGGAAGGCCCAGGCUCCUAGUGGCGGCUAAACCGCCUGUAAUUAUGGAGAUAGCAUUUGAAAGCAGAUCCUUGACAGCACAUCUGAGGCAUGUCCACUGGGGGCCGCGUGCAAAGUUCCCCUCCCCCCCAGCCCCCACCUUCUUGUCUUUUCUGAGUCCUGGACGGGCUGUCAGCUCUCCGUGGCCUGCCCGUAAUAUUGGGCUGGCCGGGCCCUGGGCCAAAAGCACUUGAAUCCUGAGCCUUGAAGCUGAAACUUGAAAGGAAAGGCUCGGCAGAAGCACUUUUCAGACCUUUUCAGACUUUGUUCUCUCCAUCCCUCUCUCAGACCCACAUCCUGAGUCACUAAACCUUCUUUACCCAAACUGCAAACAAUCGUUGGGGAAAGGAAAGGGUGUUGUGCAAUCUUCCUGCGAUGAACUUUGCCACCGGAUGGCUUUGGGGGAGAAUCAAUCGCUGCUUUUUUUUUUCAUAAAUGAAGCUAAGAAUCUCAAAGAUUGGUGGGCAGGACUCGGACGCUUACUCCCAUUCCAGAGUCUGUAAAAAUAUCUUGAAAACUACGUAUUUUGGAGUUCAGAUUUAGGAUCGAGGUUUGUUACCAGUCGUUCUCAUCAGCAUUAUUUAAGUCUCCCGUCUUCCCGUGUGAGUGGCCAAGAACCCUAAAUCGGACUCUGAUUUCCGCCCCCAUGAGCUGGAACCGAUUUCUCCUAGAACGGAACCCCUCAGACGUCCCUAGGACUUCUUUCUGAUAGGACUGGAGCUGCCCGGGGCCUGACGCCAGCCCUUCUUUUAGCCUUUGGGCCCAUUGGUGCCAUCUGGUUAGCUGGGCACGGGGCUCGGCCUCCUGGUCCGUCCCGCCAGAGGACCGGGAUACUGCUGUUCGGGGGAGCUCUUCCUGUUUAUCAUUUGUUGCCCCUCAGGAUGGCCGGAACGUCGUUCUCCUUUAAAAGAACAAUGAAUCGCAAGGCAAGAUAUCCAGUAUUAACGAAUGGAUAGACAAAGUCUCCGGUGAAAGAAUAAGACAGUUCCCCCACCCCCGGGAAGGGGAGCACGGCCAGCCACUGGAUCGGUGUCUCGGGCACUUCCUCGAGCUGGUCUCCACGUGGCGCUCGCUGCCCCUGGGUGAUUCAAGUCGAUAUCGUGUAACUCCUGCAAAAGUUUAUGAAACUCUGAGCCUCUGGUUUCAUAGACAUAUUUAUAUACUAAGGAUUCUGCAGCAGAAUAUUUUUGAAAACAUUCGCUGUUUUUGUAAGCUCUAUUUUUGUAUAUUUAAUUGCUAUUUUAAAAUUCUAAUGCAUCUUUUGCUAAUCACAUUCUUGUUUUAAAAAAAAUAAUGUUUGCAUGUGAUUGACUUGAAAUGUAAAUAAAAGCAGAUUUUGAAAAUA
Messenger RNA from Antechinus flavipes (yellow-footed antechinus), 5832 nucleotides. It is a transcript of the gene RNF24, whose product is annotated as ring finger protein 24. The record is from RefSeq and is a predicted model, not a curated record. The transcript is spliced from 6 exons. Lineage: Eukaryota; Metazoa; Chordata; Mammalia; Dasyuromorphia; Dasyuridae. Gene Ontology annotation, molecular function: zinc ion binding; ubiquitin protein ligase activity. Bases 132 to 578 code for a protein of 148 amino acids. Gene Ontology annotation, cellular component: endomembrane system.